AUGAGUUCCGCGGCCGCGUCUUUGUCGUCUAUUGAGCAUGCGCUGUGGGCGUUCGUGGAGUCCUUGGCGGAGCCCCCCGCGACGCCCGCGCAGUCCGCAGAGACGCAAUUAGAGCGGAUCCAGCAGCAGGCACACGAUUUGUUGGCCAGGAGGCGCGAGGCCAACGGAACCGACGAGUCUCCAGCCGCCCCAGCUGCUGAAGUAGCUGCAGGCAAUGGAGAAGUCGAUGGGGAAGGCAGGAAGCAUGAGAACCGCGAAGCCACGACGACGACUGAGGCCGAGGAGAAGAUGUACGAGGCCGUGAACGAGCGCAUCGCUCGGCGCAUGAUCGACGGCGUGGAGCAGCCCAAUCGAGGCGCAGCAACAACCAGCAAUAGUGAGGACAAGAGCGACACGCUGUCCGAUUGCACGACAAUCACCGAGACCUCCAGCGUCUACGGGAUCCACAACACGUGGGUGGACCUCGCCACGCUCUACUCGCUGCCGUUCGUGAUGAGCGACAGCAAUCACCGCCUGAAACCUGUGCCGCCGCUUAAUAUUGCACAGGAGCAAAGCCACCUGAACAAGAUUUUCCAGGAAUGCCAGCGCGCAGUGCACACGAUGCGGGCGGUCGCGACGGUGGACGCACUUCGCAAAGUUCUGGAUCGUGGGGUUACCGUGCUGCACUUCAGUGGGCACGGCGGCCGCAUCGUUGGCCAAAGCCGGUAUCUCAUGUUCGAAGACACGCAAUGUUCUGGCCUAGCGCAUUUGGUGGACUCGGCUACCUUGCGGAAUAUAUUGAGCACUGGCACGAGUCCUUCUGUCGUUGAGGAGGUCAGUAGCAGCGAGAACAGUAUCUCGGUAGAAGUUGCGGAGGACGGCGUACCGCCAGCGAGUGAGCUGAGUUUGCCGUUACGAACACUAUCUCAAGUUUUGUCGUCUCGGAGCACGAAUAGUACGCUCAAGCUGGUAUUUGUGUCAUCCUGUGAUUCAAGGGAUAUCGGUGAAGUCUUCAUUCAAGCUGGGGUAGCCCACGUCGUGUGCGUGCGAUCAGAAGGUCGAGUACUUGACGAGUCGUCCGCCAUGUUUUCGUACUCGUUUUACCAUGCAGCUCUCACAGGGAAAACAGUUCAACAGGCAUUUGAGAUUGCGCGUGUUCGUGUGAGCGCGGAGAUGCGGAUCCCUGAUGGCGAAGGUGAUAAAUUCGUGUUGCUGGAAUCAUCUCAACUUCACGCUGAAACGUGUCCACUCUGGUUCGGUGGGGAAACGCCGCGGGCGAUUGAAGUGAAUUUCGUGGAGAAGAGCUGUAGCUGCAGUGCUUCUACGCAGCAGUUCGUGUUUUCCGACAUAUCGGUGGGCAAGUGGGUAGACGUAAGUCCGUUCAACAAGUUUAGCAAGACCCUCCCUGCUGUGUCAGAGUCGUUCGUGGGCAGAGAGCAGGAGCUGCACAUGCUGGCAGAGCUUGUUAACACGCGGCGACUCGUGACGCUGCGGGGACCUCCUGGAAUUGGCAAAAGUACGCUAUCGAUUAAGUUGGCUCAUUUCCUGGCUGACCGCAACGCAUUUCCAGAUGGAGUUGCUUUUAUUCGUUUGCGUGGCGUCCAGUCGCUGGAAGGAAUGGAGUCGGCUAUCAAGAGUGCUUUGUUCCCUGAAGGUGGUCGUGAAAAAGACAUGCCACUGGACCAAACGCUUGCCGAUAGAAAGGUUCUUCUGGUCAUGGACAACAUGGAAGACCCGGUCAAUGCGAAUCCGACGUCAACGCGCGACUUUCUCCUGCAAUUGCUGCAAAAUACGCCGUCGUUGUCGUUUUUGAUGACUGCGCGGCAAGCAAUGGGUGGCGGCAUCAAUUGGUUUGAUGAGAAGGUUGUGUCGCUCAAUCGGUUGUCGCACUACCACGCAGCAGAUCUGUUCAUCAAGAAGUCACCGCGUGCUCUGCUUGUCAAUGCCACCGAAGCGUCUGGCAAAGCUGAGAGCGUGGAAUACGAAAUCCCUAAUGGCAGGGGCGGAUCUCGUCGUGUGUUGAACGACCGAAACAUGCUCAACUCGCUUACGCGUAGUGGACGGGCGUCUCGAGUUUCGGAACAUGUUGAACGUAUGGAUGACCAAGCAGAGAUUAUGGCCGUAUGCGUUUCAUAUUCGACUUUCCCGUUUAUCGCAAGUUACGCUCGCAGUUUGCUUGGCAUGUACGACGGCGAUGGUGCAAAGAACGAAGUUUUGGAGUCUCUCUGUGUUGCUGAUCGAGACUUGUUCCUCUACAAUACCUCAAGGCACUUCCGGAAAGUCAGCUACUGGGUCUUUCAGCACAUUUGCACACUGACAAUUCAAUCCAGUGCUGCCUACUUGAUCUUGGAUUUGCACGAGUCGAACCUGUGGAUGAUCCUGGAUCUCCAUAUGCGCAUUAUUGAAGAGUGGCAAACAGAAAGCAAAGUAUCGUCGCCCAGGCCGACAAGAACGUCUUUAGACGCUGGUUCGACUGCAGAGAAUGUUAAUGGCGAGGUUAUCAACCUACGGGAGAAGAUCGCCGGAUAUGUGAUGGACGUAGCGUGCUACCUGGCGCAUUCUCUGUUCUUGUCGGGGCGCCACCGAGGUGCUUGGAAUGCAGCGAAUAAGGCUCUUCACAUCGCAAAGCAGCACAAGAAUCCUCUUUGUCAGGCGAACAUCCGCAAGUUGAUGGGUGUUCUACUCACAACCGAGACCAAGUUUGACGAGGCUAAAGCCCAAUUCGGUACGGCGCUCAUUCUGUACAAGACGGUGGGGAACAAGAUCGGCCAAGCUGCAUCUUUAAGCGCGAUCGGAAUGAUUCACUCUAGGAACGGCAAUUUACGAGGUGCACACAAUUGCUUCACGAAGGCUCUGACGCUGUACGAAUGGCACAAGCACUCUCUCGGACAGCUGAAUUGCCACCAGCGACUCGCAAACUUGGAGAAGAAACUACGCGAUGGCGAUGGCUCAGCUCACAAGAACGGACCCAACUCGGGCCAUAGCCAUCACUAUGCAGCAACACGGCGCUUGCAAGGCGACCUCAACCGAAAGCGCAACGGCGAGUACAUUGUCCGAUGGGUGGGGCACGAAACAAGUUUAUUGCUGGAAUUGCCGUCUGCAAUAGUCGAAGAUGACGCCCAAUCUCGUUCAGGGACUUUGACGACCUCUUCUCAAGGGCUGCCCUUCCCGCUUGGCACUACAGCCAAGGCCACCGCACCAGGUGUCACAAAUACUCCGAAGAAGGGAAAGCCCAGCUCACUCACUGAACAGAGUGAGAAGGACCGAACAAACUCUGCUGCGAUCACAAUUUCUACUUCGACAGCCUCGUCGACGAGCGCAAGUUCCAACGACGGGCAGGGUGACAAGUUCAAGAACAGCAGUUUUGCCAAGAGAAAAGAGUACGACAGCAACAUCCGGAAAUCCGCCGCGAUACCAACCAGUGCAAGCUCGAACUCAACAUCCGAGCCGUAG
Phytophthora sojae is the source of this 3432-nucleotide messenger RNA. RefSeq lists its product as hypothetical. The record is from RefSeq and is a predicted model, not a curated record. NCBI's taxonomy places the organism in Eukaryota, Oomycota, Peronosporomycetes, Peronosporales, Peronosporaceae. Gene Ontology annotation, molecular function: protein binding. The transcript is spliced from 2 exons. Bases 1 to 3432 code for a protein of 1143 amino acids.